AUGGGCAUCGCCACGCUGCUAGUUCUCCUUGGCCUCCUCUCCUCGGGGGUGUGCUUGCAAAACGGAGACGCGGAGCACAUCACGGCCAUACUCGGAGAGUCCGUCAUACUCAACUGCGCGGUGUCGCACCCCAAGAUUCCCUACAUUAUUCAUUGGAAGAGACAGCACCACAAGAUUCCCAUCUACAUCUGGUAUGAGGGUUAUGACCCCCACGUGGAGGACACGUACAAGGGGCGCGCGUCCAGGGUGUCGCAGGACACCACGUACGGCCUGGCCUCCCUCAACCUGACCAACGUCAGGGAGGACGACCAGGGCUGGUACGAGUGCAAGGUCUUCUACCUGGACCGGACUGGAUCCCCCGACAACGGAACGUGGAUUCACUUAGAUGUUCAUGCUCCACCUCGGUUUACAACAACACCAGAUGAUGUUACUUACGUUAAUAUUGGUAACUCCAUCAUCCUUAACUGUGAGGCGGAGGGAACCCCCAAGCCAGAGAUAUUCUGGUUCAGAGAUGAUGAGCCUGUAGUACCCGCUGACAGUGUUGGCAUCUUUAAUGAUGGCACAGAGCUUCGAAUCAACAAGAUCAGAGACCAAGAUAUUGGUGACUAUGUCUGUGUAGCACGUAAUGCUGAAGGGCGAGUGCAUCAUGAAGCCAAAGUUGUUAUUGCUGGUGGGGCCGUAAUUGUUACUCCACCGCAGAACCAAACGCGUCAAGAGGGAGAAAAGGUCGAGUUUCCCUGCGAAGCAAAAGCUUUGCCAGGCAAUGUAACAGUCAUUUGGAAGAGGGAAGGUGUAGCCAUUGACAAGCUUUCUUGGCUUGACAUCCGUGCAAUCGUCAGGAAAGAUGGGGCUCUUGUGAUCAAUCCUACCAGUGCAGAUGAUGGUGGGUUCUUCACAUGUGAGGUGUCCAACGGCAUCGGGACACCUCAACGUGCCACGGCUUACCUCAAUGUAGAAUAUCCAGCACGAGUAACUUAUACUCCAACUGUGCAGUAUCUCCCCUUCAGGCAGCAGGGAAUUAUCAAGUGCUUUAUUAAAAGCAACCCUCCCAUUCAGUUUGUUACCUGGAUAAAAGACAAGCGUCUCUUUGAUGCAGAAAAAGAAAAUACUGUAGUCAAACUUAAUAAUGGCUCUCUGCUUAUAACUAAGGUCAAUCAGUCUCAUCAGGGACGCUAUAGUUGCACCCCUUACAACCGCCACACCACAGCCGGUUCCUCUGGUGAUAUGGAGGUUAUAGUUCGUGAUCCACCAGUAUUUUCGCCUCGACCCCAGCUUCAGUAUCACGGACAGGUAGGAGAGGAAGUGACUCUCGUAUGCGGAGGUCAAGGCUCUCCAACUCCAGAAGUUACUUGGAAAAGGCGUGAUAACCAAAAUCUGCCAAGGGAUCGUACUGACAUUGUGGGAGGAAAUCUUACCAUCCGUUCUCUCCGAAAAAGUGAUCAUGCAUAUUAUGAGUGCAUGGUUAGCAAUGAAAUUGCAACUUUGGUAACAGCAACACAGCUACUGGUGGAAGGCACAACACCUCAUCCACCAUACAACAUCACAAGUGAAACAGAUCCAUUUAGUGUGAAAUUAUCUUGGUUACCUGGCUAUCCUGGGGGCAAAGACUGGGAGCAGCAAUAUACUAUAUGGUACCGAGCAUUAGGUUUUCGAACUUGGUCUCAAAUAGAUGUAAAGCCGGCUGGAAGCACCAGUAUAACUAUACAUAAUCUAUCCCCUGGCCAUACCUAUGAGUUCCAGGUUCAGGGCAAAAAUAUGCUGGGGGAUGGCAUGUUCUCUGAUGUAGUAACAGCCACCACUGAAGCUUUAGGAGGACAACCAUCUGACCCUCCAAUCGACAAUCACCACGUGACGCCUACUCCAGAUAAACCCGUAUACGAUUAUAGCAUGAUAGUGUUCCCAACGGAUUCUUCUGGAUCGACCUAUAUUCCAACAAUAUUGAAUCCGACAGGAUUGCUUCCGCUAGGCCCAAAGCCGGAUCCACCGCGGAAUGUGACGGUCAGGAGGGUACUAGAUGAGUACCUAAUCAGCUGGAUACCACCCACCGACAAUUCAGUUCCUCCAGCCUACUAUGGCAUCGAAUAUCGAACGGAUGGGACAUGGAAGAAGCUCAAUGAUGAUCACAUUAUAGGUGCAACAUCGUACACAAUGAAGAAACUAAAAUCUGGAAAGAAAUACUACUUUCGGGUGUUUGCCAACACCCUCACGUCUUUUGCUUACUCAGAAGAAACAAUGUUUGUUGUUCCUGUUCAAAAUAAGGAAAAGGCUAUAACUGCAGCCAUAGUUGGUGGUAUUUUGUUCUUCAUUGUUGCCAUCAUCCUCUCAGUCUGCACAGUCAAGAUCUGCAACAAGAGGAAGAGGAGGAAGCAGGAAAAAGCCUAUAACAUGGUUGACUGUCGGGUCACCGAGUCCAGAAAUGGCGGUCAUGGGUCCAGUCCUGUGCCUUUGAAAAAGUUACUACGGUGCGGAAUACCAUGUUUAAGGUGGGAGUGGGCUUGGGUGGCAGGUGUGCUGCUUGGGGGCCGCUUACUAGACUCCACGGACAGCAGGCCUCUGGACUCCAGUCCUGCACCUCAAGACAUCAGUAGUGGGGGGCAAGACACAGCAGCAGGUUCCUCAGGUGAUGAUUACAGAGACUACGGUGUGCAUCGGGGAAGACCAUUCCCUCGAGAUGUGUACUAUAGCGUAAAGCUUGAGUACACUCAGCCACUCAGUAAGAUAUCCCGCACCACUGAUGGACGCUUCGUAUUAGACCAGGAUAGUGAAGAGGGGGGGUUUACCUCUCCAAGGCGACCAGUACGUAGUGUAUCAGGAAAACAGACAAGUGAAGAACAAGAUCAACCUGGCCCCAGGUGGGUUGGAGAUGUGGGUGUGGAAAGUGGUGUUUAUCAUGUGCGUGCUGGAACAGCGAGUCGUCUUCACCACCGUCAGCCCCUUCCUCCGCGUCUUAGUCUUCGAUCUGAUGGUUCUGGUGCCAGUACACACGAGGAACCACGUGUGGUAAGCACUCAAGCAUUUCGGUCUAGUGGAAGAUUGGAAGCAGCAACAACUUCUGUAUCUCUUGCAUCACCAGAAUUUGGUAAACAUGUCAUUCCAGAGAGUCCAGGAGACACUCUGUGGUCUCCACGAUCAAGACGUUUCAGAGCAUCUUCCCCAGGUCCACUAAGCUCUGAGUGGAACCAGUUAGCACAGUUAGCUUCAUUCAGUGAGGUGAGCAGUGUGCAACAACCAUCAAGUGUGGAACGAUCAUUUCCUUCAACUGUUCUUUCCUCUUUCCCUGAUUCAGCACAAGGAACACCAUCUGCACAUGGUGUCUCAUCAGCCAUUUCUCCUCCCAACGAGGAAGAUGCUCUUCGGGUACUUCACCAGCGCUAUGCCCGACAGCUGCCACCUCUAUCUACCUCCCAGUUACACUCGGGACGACUUCUAGUGGGAGCACAAGUUCACUCCCCUCCAUCACACCUUCACCCACAGCUACAGGCUUGGGCACCACCACCACAUACUCCAGCCUGGACCACUCCUCGACGUCCCACUCGAGUAUGGCCCACAACCCGCCCAGUGAGUCAUCCUACACAUCCACCUGGCCGACCAGAGCUGACAGUGUUGGAGUCUGGCCAGCAUGUGCACUCACCUCCUCUGGUAAGAGCUGGCCAAGUGGUGCGGGAGGCACUAGGUCAUAUCCAGCCUCCACGCAUACCAGACAUACCACGCCACUAUGUAAACCUUCCUCCGAGACGCGACGCUUAUCAACGAAUACCGGGGCGGGACCCCCCCUAUUUGCUCAAACCUUCCUCCUCGGAGAAUCAAAAGCCGCUGGCCACAAGCUCGCCCCCCCGCCCGCGUGCAAUUCAGGGCCGGCAUCGGGCCCAGGGGUUACCCAGGCCACGACCGCUGCCUCCCCCACCCCCUACCAGUACAAAGACCAGAGUACCUGACCCCUUGCCCAGAGCAGUGGGCAGGACACGAGAUAGUGACUCCAGUAGUGAUCAGCCAGUAACAUACACCCGUGAACGGUUGCAGGAGACCAUUGGGCGGGUACGUAGUGGCCUCUUCGGACCUGCACCACGCACCAACAGUGCCCCAGAGCUAAGUUCUGCAGGACGUUCUGAAAUUAGACAUACCUCUGGCCGUCGUUCUAGCAGGCCUUUAGGCAUUGCCCCUGAAAGCCAUGAACAGUCACAUGAACAGUCUCAGGAGCAGUCUCCAGACUCAUCUAGUGGAUUUGGUAGUAAAAAUACAUCCCAGCAGCAAAGCUCAUCACAGUCAGGACAGUCAUUGUCAGCAUUAGGGCUUGAUUCAUCUCGUCUAGAGGCUUCCGAGGUCACCGAGACAGCAGAAGCUACUGAUAUAUCACCACAAGCCCCACCUUCAUGGCUCUUGGCAGCUCCUCGAAGUCGUCCUGUACCACUGGUUCGACCACGACAACCACCGCCAUAUGAGGAGUGGGCUGCACGGCAGGUUUUGCCUCAGUUCCGAAUGCCUGCUAUAAUAGGACCUCGGCUGUCAAGCAUAAAAACAGGUAUGAUAGGAAGACGACAGAGAUUAGGGUCUUCCGGGUUAGAUGCCAGUGUAGACUCAGGCACCUCAGUCCGAGUUUCUCCACGCCCUCCACCAAUCACCAUACCUGUCUCUCCACAGCAGCCACUAGAUGUUAGUGUGGAUGACCAUUAUGAGUUUGAUACGGUGCUUAGUCCAACACCUGGGGAGGAUGCCGCAGCAGAGUGGUCAAGGACCCGUAUUCCAUCAGGCGAGCGUGGCCUCAGCGACUCUGAGAUCUACGGGUCAGGUGGGCGGCGGCGCCAUGAGUCAAUGGAGGCACGGGUUGCUGCCAUGAAGCAGGAAUUUAAUGAAUACAGAAGAAAACAAGCACGUCGCCGACGCAGCCGUGAGCUUGAAAGUGUGUGCUAGUAGGAACUGAAAAUUGGAGA
Molecule: messenger RNA, 4928 nt
Organism: Penaeus monodon (black tiger shrimp)
Lineage: Eukaryota; Metazoa; Arthropoda; Malacostraca; Decapoda; Penaeidae
Product: protein turtle homolog B-like
Exons: 17
Coding region: 1-4908 (1635 amino acids)
Biological process (GO): cell-cell adhesion
Molecular function (GO): protein binding
Source: RefSeq, a predicted model, not a curated record